GAUAAGAUGUCAACAAGCUGCAACUCACCCUGGUUGCUCUGUCAGACAAAAAUACAAGCUAGCUUGUCAGACAUGAGUCAGUUCCUGGGUCGCCAAGACUGUAUUGAAAGCCUCCGAAAAGAUGUGGUGGAUCUUCAGGGGGCCAUUCUGGAUGUGUUUUCUAGAACUGGACCAGUCCGUUUUUCCUCAUGGAAGUUCCCGGAUAAACUCUCCUGUAAUCUGGACAUGGUAGAUCUGCUGGAGCAGUAUGACUUUGUGGAUGGGGAAGAUGCAUUCAAUCAGCACUCCCACAUUAUCUUAUUGGAACUCGUGAUUGACAGGUAA
Messenger RNA from Monopterus albus (swamp eel), 324 nucleotides. It is a transcript of the gene ccdc157, whose product is annotated as coiled-coil domain containing 157. The transcript has a single exon. Lineage: Eukaryota; Metazoa; Chordata; Actinopteri; Synbranchiformes; Synbranchidae. The record is from RefSeq and is a predicted model, not a curated record. Bases 7 to 324 code for a protein of 105 amino acids.